This is a messenger RNA of Diospyros lotus (date-plum), 1324 nucleotides long. Its product is annotated as 11-beta-hydroxysteroid dehydrogenase A-like. The record is from RefSeq and is a predicted model, not a curated record. The transcript has 6 exons. Bases 28 to 1077 code for a protein of 349 amino acids. NCBI's taxonomy places the organism in Eukaryota, Viridiplantae, Streptophyta, Magnoliopsida, Ericales, Ebenaceae. Gene Ontology annotation, molecular function: oxidoreductase activity.
UCUCUCUGCAAGAGAAAGAAAGAAGCCAUGGAUUUGAUCAACAAGUUCUUGAAUUUGGUGGCACCGCCCUUCACCUUCUUCGCCCUCCUGCUUUUCUUGCCACCGUUUCAGCUUUACAAGUUCUUCCUCUCCAUCCUCCGCUCCGUCUUCCCCGAGAAAGUCGCCGGCAAAGUCGUCCUCAUCACCGGUGCCUCCUCCGGCAUCGGCGAGCAUCUGGCUUACGAGUACGCUAGACGAGGAGCACGCCUGGCGCUGUCCGCGAGGAGGGAGAACCUGCUGAGCGAAGUCGCCGACAGGGCUCGGAAGCUCGGGUCGCCUGACGUUGUGACGGUCCGAGCCGACGUCGCCAACGUUGACGACUGUAAACGAUUCGUUGAAGAAGCCUUCAACCACUUUGGAAGAUUGGACCAUCUGGUGAACAAUGCUGGGAUCAGCCAUGCCUGUAUACUUGAGGAAGUGGAGGAUGUCACCAAUCUAAGACCCGUUAUGGAUAUCAACUUCUGGGGCUCGGUGUACGCCACACAAUUCGCCGCCCCCCAUCUUAGGAGCAGCCGAGGUAAGAUCGUCGUGCUGUCUUCGUCGUCUUCCUGGCUGCCAGCACCAGGAAUGGCCAUCUACAAUGCAAGCAAAGCAGCAAUGGUAGCCUUGUUCGAAACUCUGAGGAUAGAGUUUGGCCAUGACAUUCACAUCACGCUUGUUGCACCAGGCUUUGUGGAGUCCGAAUUCACCCAAGGCAAAUACCUUGAGAAGGAUGGCAAGCUAACAUUUGAUCCCGAGAUGAGGGAUGUUCAAGUGGGAGCGGUCCCAAUCGCGAGAGUGGAGGGCUGCGCCAAGGCGAUCGUGAACAGCGUUUGCCGGGGCUACCGAUACGUGACGCAGCCGGCAUGGUUCAGGGUGACCUACAUCUGGAAGCUUUUCUGCCCGGAGGUAAUAGAAUGGAUAUACAGAAUGAUGUAUCUGUCCGGGCCAGGGGCCUCAGCAAAGGGAGCAAUGAGCAAGAAGAUCUCGGACUUGACUGGACCCAAGAAAGUCGUCUACCCAGACACAGUUCAAUCUGCUGAGCUAAAGACAGAUUGAAUGUGUCCACAUCUGUCUCAUGAUCUCCUAGAAGUCUCUGUGGGUGGUAUGUUUGUGGGUUUGUGUGUAAGAUAUUUUUGUCUUUUGCGGGGUGGUGGGUUGUUGCUAUAAAUAAAUAAGAGGAAUGGUAUGUUCAACUUGGAGGGUUUCUUCUGUGGAAGAAUGGUUAAUACCUUGUAUGAUUAUGUUAGUGUUUUUGGUUAUCUCUAUUGUUCAAUUUAUAUAUCUUGAGAUUUUUUUAUUAGCA